Messenger RNA from Hevea brasiliensis (rubber tree), 1050 nucleotides. RefSeq names its product protein FAR-RED IMPAIRED RESPONSE 1-like. NCBI's taxonomy places the organism in Eukaryota, Viridiplantae, Streptophyta, Magnoliopsida, Malpighiales, Euphorbiaceae. The coding region runs from base 1 to 1050 and encodes 349 amino acids. Gene Ontology annotation, molecular function: zinc ion binding. The transcript has a single exon. The record is from RefSeq and is a predicted model, not a curated record. Gene Ontology annotation, biological process: regulation of DNA-templated transcription.
AUGGUAGACAUUCAUCCCCAUGCAAUUCUCACUGAUCAAUGCGAAAGCAUCAGGGCUGCUAUCAGGAAAGUCAUGCCUGAAACAAGACACAGAUUCUGCUUAUGGCAUAUACUUAGCAAAGUGUUAGAGAAGUUUAAGGGUGUGGAAGAUUUUACAAAAGCAACCAAUGAGUUUAAGGCUUUAAUAUUCGAUAGUCUGACAAUUGAGAUGUUUGAAACAAAUUGGAAUGAUUUCUUGACCAAGUAUGCACUAGAAAAUAAUGAAUGGUUGAUGAAGCUUUAUUCUGAAAGGGAGAAUUGGGUACCCAUCUAUCUUAAACACAUGUUCUGGGCUGGAAUGAUGUCUACUCAAAGAAGUGAGGGCAUGCAUGCUUACUUUGAUGGUUAUGUUAACUCAAGAAGCACAUUGAAGCAAUUCGUCAAACAAUAUGAGAUGGCCAUAUGUGGGAAGAAUGAGAAGGAGUUGCUUUCAGAGUUCAUAUCAAAAAAUAGGGUUGUCAACUGCAUAUCUCAGUUUGGAUGGGAAAGACAAUUUCAACAUGCCUUCACUCAUGAAAUGUUCAAGUUGGUUCAAGAGCAGAUUAAGCGCUUGUGGUACUGUGAUGUGAAUCCACCAAAUGAGGAUGAAGAGAGCAAUAAGCUUGGCACAGAGAGAUACAAUACACUGGAGAGGUGCAUAAUCAAUGAUUGGUACCACGAGGAGUUUGUCUACAGGGUUGAGCACAAAGAAAAUGGGCAAUAUUUCAGCUGCAAUUGCAAAAAAUUCGAUUCAAGUGGAAUACUUUGUUGUCACAUCUUGAAAGUGAUUGUUACAAAAGGCAUCGAGGUAAUAAAUGAAAGAUAUUUAUUUAGGAGGUGGAGAAAAGAUGUGCACCGUCCAUAUAUUAAAAGGUUUUGUGCUGGAGGCUAUCCAAUGAUGACAGAGGAAUACAAGAAAUACCAUGGACUUGACAGAGAUUUUGCACAAAUAACUGACGUUGUUAUUGGCAAUACGCAGAAGAUGGAGUAUGAUAAGAGGCAACUUCGAGCUUUGCAAGUGAAUUUAUCAUAA